Rhagoletis zephyria (snowberry fruit fly) is the source of this 1026-nucleotide messenger RNA. NCBI's taxonomy places the organism in Eukaryota, Metazoa, Arthropoda, Insecta, Diptera, Tephritidae. The record is from RefSeq and is a predicted model, not a curated record.
AUGGCCACCAAUUCGGUGCACCUCAAAGGCAAUCGCGCCGAUAUUGAGCGUGACAUUGCUAAUAACAUUCUCUUCAAGUACUUCAAUUUCAUGAAUGGUCGCAACUACACUGAUCUGGCGACGAGAUUCGUCAAUUGCGGAGAACGCCUGCAUGACGAACAGCUUCUGGAGCCGUACCACUACAUUCUGCAGUGCACUGGCAAGCAGAUUCGCACCAAGUUGAUUCAGGCCUUCAACCACUGGCUGGAGAUCCCUGAAGAUAAGCAAAAGAUAAUCAGCGAUGUCAUUGAAAUGCUCCACAACUCUAGUCUGCUUAUCGACGACAUUGAAGACAACGCCACUCUUAGGCGAGGCAUUCCGGUGGCGCACAACAUCUUCGGCAUCGCGUCAACAGUCAACUCUGCCAAUUACGUCUACUUUCUCAGUUUGGAGAAGCUCAUCAAAACAUUCCCUUCUGAUGUCUGUGCCGAGGCAGUUACCAUCUUCACGAACCAGCUGCUGGAGCUACACCGUGGCCAGGGUCUGGACAUUUACUGGCGUGACUCGUUCACCUGUCCGACUGAGGAAGAAUACAUGGACAUGAUUCAAAGAAAGACAGGUGGUCUUUUUGGCCUCGGAGUCAGCCUGAUGCAGUUGUUUAGCGAGGAUAAACGCGACUUUUCAAAUCUCAUCAGACUGCUGGGUACCUACUUCCAAAUACGAGACGACUACUCGAACCUAAAGUCCGCCACGUACGAAGAGAAUAAAAGCUACUGCGAAGACCUGACUGAAGGGAAGUUUUCCUUCCCAAUCAUUCACGCAAUUCGCAACCACCCGGACGAUAAAACGCUGAUCAACAUCAUCAAGCAGCGAACGCAAAAUGUAGAGCUCAAGAGGUACGCUGUUAACCGCCUUGAAGCUUUUGGAUCGUUUGAGUACACUAUGACGACAAUGAAUGACCUGAGCGACAAGGCCAUCAAAGAGGUGGAGCUGCUAGGAGGCAAUCCCUACCUGAAUCAGUUGCUCGAAUACUUGAAGGAAAUCUAA